Argiope bruennichi is the source of this 3780-nucleotide messenger RNA. Its product is annotated as ras-related protein Rab-43-like. Gene Ontology annotation, molecular function: GTPase activity; GTP binding. The record is from RefSeq and is a predicted model, not a curated record. The coding region runs from base 65 to 685 and encodes 206 amino acids. NCBI's taxonomy places the organism in Eukaryota, Metazoa, Arthropoda, Arachnida, Araneae, Araneidae. The transcript has 5 exons. Gene Ontology annotation, cellular component: trans-Golgi network.
GGUCUUACCGGGGAAUUGUACCUGGUUGAAUGUAAACCCUACUUUAUGGCAUCAUGUUGUCAUUAUGGCAAGAAAUGUAAACAAACAAGGGACGUCAAACUUUUGCUUCAAACUUAUAUUACUUGGAGAUUAUAAUGUGGGAAAAACGUCUAUAUUUUGUCGUUUUGGAGAAAACGAAUUCAAAGAAAAUACGAAUCUGACAGUUGGAACUGAUAAUCGCAAAAAAAUAAUUGAAGUCGGUGGACAAAAUGUUACCCUUAUACUUUGGGAUACUGUUGGGACUGAGCGAUUUCGAACUCUUACAAGAAACUAUUUUAGGAAUGCUCAUGCUUGUCUUCUUGUAUUCAGCUGUGAUGAGCCAGAUACUCUCACGAGCUUAAGUCAGUGGGUCGUGGAUGCUGAUAAUUUUGCAGAAAAAUCUCUGAAAGUGUUGAUUGGAAAUAAAACUGACUUAAAAUGUUCCACUGCUCAAGAGAAAGUAAAUGCUUUUGCCCAUCAUCAUGACUGUGAUAUAGUUUUCAAUGUUUCAGCAAAGACAGGUGAAGGAAUCACUGAAAUGUUUCAAACAAUAGCAAGAAAGCUCAUGCAGCAGAAUAAUCAACUCCAGCUCCAAAAGAAUCAACCUCUUUUUGAGAAAGAUAUCCAUCAAUUGAAUUCAGAGGAAGUAAAACUUAACUGUUGCUGAAACAAUCAAUAUACCAGAUUUAUCCAUUGUCGGACAACUUCAAAGAAAUUAUUAUUGCUAUCUCAAUCCUGUCCAGUGAUGCAAUAUCAGAUUCUGAUAUAUCUGAUCCUAAAGAUGAUGAAAAGUAGUCACCCAACUUACUGUCGGAUAUUUCUUUUCGAAAGAAAAUUGGAAAUCUACUUUUCAUGACAAAGAAAAGAAAGACCCUUUCAAACAUAUUUUGAGUGAACUAUAGAUUUUAACUGUUUCCUUUGCAGUAAAAUCCUCUACACGUUUGUAAAGCAUAUAUAUAUAUACUUAUAUACAUAGUAUAGUUGAGGGAUUAAUAUCAAAAAUUCUGCUUUACACUUUAAACCAUCUAUUAUAAUACUAUAUAUGCAUGAUACAAUCUUUCAUUUUUACUUCUAUGAAAAUUAAAAUCUUCAAUUUAUUCCUUGAAAGUUUUGAACAAAACUAUCACAUAUCAAAACUUAUUUUCAGUUGUUUACCCCAAAUUAUAUAUAUAUAUAUAUAUUUUAGUUCUCUGUCUGUCAGUUUAUUUGUUUGUUUUUACUAUUAGCUUUGUUCAUUCCAUCAACAGUUUCUAUUCAUUUCAUUUUGAACAAAUGUGAUUUAUUAACACGAAUCUCACUGGAAAUUCUUCCCCCCCUUCAGUAAUAUGUUUUUACAAUAAAUUAUGAAAAUAUAGAUUUCAUCUUGGAUUUGUAUAAAAAGAAUGUAAAUUUUUUGAAAUUUUUGAAAUAAUUUAGAAUAUUUUUCUGUACUACAAAUAAUAAUUACAAUAAUCUAUGCUUUCAUAUAUUAAAAAAUAUAUAUAUUUCUGCUCCUCAUAUCAGUUUUAAAAUAUUAAGCAUUGUUAAUUUUAUCUAACUCGAACAGAAAUUGAACCAAGACUUUUACUUACAGUUCUGUUUCAACUUAAUAACCCUUUAAAAUUUGAAAAUAUUCUGUGGGAUUACCUCCCCCUGCCCCCUUGAAAAGUGGAACUCAUGAAAACAUCAGUUAUUGGCUUAUGAUGUUUUUAGAAAUUGGGAAUGUUCUUAUUUUUAAAAUACAUCUCAUACUAAUACCAUAUAAAAUAAAAAAGGAUAAAGUUUAAUUCUUAUGUCAUUCCUAAUAACUUCAGUAUUGAACAAAGUAUGAUUUCCUUUAGCAUGUAUUGUUGAUUAGACAUUCUUUUAAUUUCUGAAUAUAAUAAGCAAAUAUUUCAAAGAUGCUUGAGCAGAAUAUUUAGAUUAUAAGGAAAACAUAAUUAUGACAAUCAGCAAUUUCUGUUAUAUUUCUUCUUAAUUCUUUUUUUUUAAAGCUAAUUCUUACAAAUCAGUGAUUUAUUUUUGAUUCUUAUAGUUUGAAAGAUCAAAAAUGAACUUGUUAUGAAAAGAUAUUUUAAUGAUCACAUAAUGAUACAUAUGAUUAUGAACUUCGAAUUCCUAAAUACUAUUAUAAAAGUCAGAUAAAACUAAACAAGUAGCUUUGACACAUUUAUUUUCAGCUACAAUUUACCCUGAAAUAUUAGUGAAAAACCGAUUUGAUUAUUAAUAUCAAACUGUUUAUAAUAACUGUAAUUCCUACUGUACACAGAAGAGAUAUUUAAAUAUGUAUUGUUUGUUGACCAAAACAAAAAUGUCAAAUUUUAAAAGAAUACAGAAAGUGAUGCAGUGAAAUAAUUUGUUAUACUGAUGCAUUUUUGCUCUCUAAAUAUAUGAAUGAUUUAUUAGAUAAAUACUGAAGUUUUUAAUAAUAAAGCAUCAAAACAUUUUUCAUACCUAUCCAUAAAUUAGAUCUAAAUCAAUAAAAUGCAUUAAGUUUGCUUUAUGUCUAAUGAAACUUAUCUUUCUAUUUUUUAUAUGCUGGAUUAGAAAAAAAAAAUUAGUGAAUUAUGUACUUUAAGUGGUAGCUUAUAUAUUUAAAUACUUCAUCAUUAAUAAUACAAAAUCUUUAUUUAGGUAUAAUUUGACUAGAAUAGAAUGGUAUUCAAUUUCUUAAAUAAAAUUAUCAUUAACAAACUGCAAUGUUUACUUUUAAGUUUUUAACAAUUUUAUCAAGCAAAAUUUGAAAAAAUGUUUAGUGGCAGCUAUGACUUUUUCAGAUCAGAAUGCUUUGCAGUGAUAUUACACAAAUAUGUAUUUAUUUUUAUAGCUUUCUGUAUAUUUUUUUUGUAAGUAUUUGUAUGAAAUUUUAGACUGUGCAUUGUUGAAUAUAAAGCACAGAAGAUAUUCAGUUCAUCAAAAUACAUAUUAUAAAUACAGUACACUCCCGAUUAUCCGCGGAAUUGGGUGGCACGGCCGCCGCGGAUAACAAAAAUCGCGGAUAAUCCGAAAAAAGCUAAAAACGGGUAUAGCAAAAGAGAAAACAGCCAUUCCAACUUUGAAAAAUCGUUUUAUGUACUAUAAAACGUAAAAUAAACAGCAGGAAAUGUUUCACUAACGCUUAAUAUUUUAGUAUAUCACUCAAAACGAACCUAAAAUGCAUUUUGUUAAUGAAAACAGAAAAGUGCUUUGUACUUACGAGAGGCGUCAAGGAUACGCAGAAAAAUUAAUACAUAUGUACUGUUUUAAUACUAUAAUGCAUUAUGUAAUUACAAAAGCAUAACUGUAAAACUACACCUUUUUGAAGAAAUCAGUCAUUUGUGUUUGCUUCUUGCUUUGGAAGCAUUUUCUCUUUGCUUGGAAGCAAAAAAAAAAAACUUAGUGCGGCAGGCGCGGAUAACCCGCCCGCGGAUAAUCGGGAGUCUACUGUAGUAUUCAAAAUCAAUCAUAUUGAAACUGUCUAAAUAUUUUAAUUCAAGAAAUAACCAGAACCUUAAAGAUCUGAUAGGUAUGGGAGUUCUGAACAAAACUUUCUGGAAAGAAUCCAUCAGCUUUUGAUGCUGUAGAAUGCCUUUAUUGAGAGGAGCCAAUCAAUGGUAAACAAAAUUUUUUCAAAGAUAUUCUGAUUGACUGGAUAUUUUCUCUAAAAACUUUGUAAAUUAUAAGAAUUGCCAUUUGUUUUCUGCAUUUCAUUUAAACAUUUGCAUUAAGUAUUAUGUUGUAGCAUUUAUUGUGAUGUAAAUACAUUUAAUUUGAAUGGAUAGUUUUAAUAAAGAAAUUGAUGCU